AUGCCUGGUACCUUGGUAGCUACCUGUCCCAGCAAUAUAACUGCCAGAAAACCACUCGAACCUCAAAACAACAAUCAUUACCAUAACCUUCCAACAAUAAGUCCAAAAAAUGGCAUCCGAAAACCAACCUCCAACCGUCAUUUCAACGAAGCAAACACCCGAGGAAGAGUCGCAAAGGAGUACAUGUCAAUCGCCUACUCCCCGACCGAAAACAAAGGCGCCGAGUCAGUUCGCCACCUCUGUACCGCCGACAGUUGGUUCUGGAGUCCUUCUACAUUCCCGGGCUGUUCUACCCCAAUGGACUACGCCGAGUCUCAUGCGCGUGUAAUGGCCUCUGUAAACGACUUGCACAUUGUGCGGUAUGAUCAGGCGUGGGCUAAGGACGGCCAUGUGCUGUUGCGAUAUACGGCGGAAGGGUCACACUCCGGGGAGCCCUAUCAGGGUAUUGAACGGUCGGAUCCACCGAAAAAGGCAAGAUGGAGCGCUGCGGCUAUCUUUGAGAUUGAGGAUGGGAAGGUGAAGAGCUUUACGAAGGAUUGGGAUCAGAAGGUGAUGCAGGUAACUCGCUCAAACUUUUGGAAUAGUGGGUAUAGUAUAGUAACUGACUGGUCGAUGCAGAUUCAACUCGGCUGGGCACCGGUUGGUGAGAGUAAGGAUCCUCGGUGGGAUCCGGAGAUGCUUGCACAGCCUGAGCUGGCUAGGGAUAAGAAAUAG
Molecule: messenger RNA, 714 nt
Organism: Aspergillus oryzae RIB40
Lineage: Eukaryota; Fungi; Ascomycota; Eurotiomycetes; Eurotiales; Aspergillaceae
Exons: 3
Coding region: 1-714 (237 amino acids)
Source: RefSeq, a predicted model, not a curated record